AUGAAAAUCUUAACGGAAGAAGAGAAGGAGAUUGCAACGCAUCUCAAAGCAAGUAUCUGGUAUACUGUAUCAAAAGUAGUGGAGCAGCAAACCAAGAAACUAUCCCGAGAUUCUGGUGGGAAUUUGACUGCUACUCCACAGUUUGUGGCUGCUCUGGUGGAGUUGGUGUAUAGACAACUUACCGGUGUAGGAGAGGAUCUAGCAAUGUUUGCGAACCAUGCUCGAAGGAAAACCAUUACACCGGACGAUAUGUAUAUGAUAGUGAGGAAGAAUGAGGAUCUUAAGGAAAUAUUGAAGAAUAUUGCUGAAAAUGAGACUAAAGAACCCAGAGACCUUAGUGGAAGCGCCAGUCAUAGAGCACCUGAAUCUUCGGAUAACGUGAUACUUCCUGAUCCAUUAAAAAAUAUUCAGGUCAAACAGGAAAGUCAUCAUAAGAUGUCUCAUUCUGGAGAAGAAGAUACUUUCAGUGACAUGGGAGACUACAUAUGA
Messenger RNA from Brettanomyces nanus, 489 nucleotides. RefSeq lists its product as uncharacterized. Gene Ontology annotation, cellular component: Fanconi anaemia nuclear complex; FANCM-MHF complex. Lineage: Eukaryota; Fungi; Ascomycota; Pichiomycetes; Pichiales; Pichiaceae. The transcript has 2 exons. Bases 1 to 489 code for a protein of 162 amino acids. Gene Ontology annotation, molecular function: chromatin binding; protein heterodimerization activity. Gene Ontology annotation, biological process: replication fork processing; resolution of meiotic recombination intermediates. The record is from RefSeq and is a predicted model, not a curated record.